GCUAUUUGGCAACAGUGUAUCGUCAACACUGCCAACAUAUGGUACAGUAAGUUUUAUUAUUUACUUGUCAAAGUGAAGUAAAAUUUUGAUUUUUUUUAAUGAAAACGUUUUUCCAAACGUUAAGUAAAGUGACUGUGACUUCUUUCAAAAUCUGCCUUUGCAAUAUUUGGGCAAUAACAACUAAAAAUGACAAAACGUAUACCUGACAGAUGGGAGAAUUAUCUACCUGUGGGACGUCGUGUUCCUGGUACUCGUUUUCUCCCAUUCAAAGUCCCAUUAAAAAUGGAGCUAUGCAGAAGGCAGCCUGAAAGCGAGUGGUUUACCCCCGGCAUUCUGGUGGAAAACAUUCCAAAGCUGAAAGCCGUGAUCGAUCUGACCAACACGAACCGUUACUACAACUCUGAGGAGUUCACGAGUAAGGGCAUUCUGUACAAGAAAAUUGGUGUGAUGGGUCGGAAGCUUCCGCCUAAGGAAAUCCGCGAGGAGUUUUUCGAUGCCGUGGACCAGCUGUGCCGAACCUUGGACCAGGACCGAGAUGCACUCAUCGGAGUUCAUUGUACUCACGGGUUGAACCGAACGGGCUAUUUAAUCUGUAAAUACAUGGUGUUACGAAUGAAAAUUGAUCCCCAGGAGGCGAUAAACAAAUUUCAAGAAGCUAGGGGACAUGAGAUCGAAAGGCACAAUUAUGUGUCAGACAUCCUGUAUCAGCCAAGAAUCUGGCAAAAUGAGCGCCACCGCUCUUCGCCGUUAUCAUCACAAUCGGUGUCUAACUGGCGAACAGAACCUCGUUGGACACCCUCUUAUGAGCGGAGGCAUAGCUACAAAAGCGAUAGGUCCUAUGGGAGAAGUUUAAGUCGAACGUCACACCGGCGGUAGCGAAUAAUUUCGAGAUUUUUUUUGAAUAAAUAUUUAUUUGCGUCUA
This is a messenger RNA of Tribolium castaneum (red flour beetle), 922 nucleotides long. RefSeq lists its product as uncharacterized. Gene Ontology annotation, molecular function: protein tyrosine/serine/threonine phosphatase activity; polynucleotide 5'-phosphatase activity. The coding region runs from base 187 to 876 and encodes 229 amino acids. The record is from RefSeq and is a predicted model, not a curated record. Gene Ontology annotation, biological process: protein dephosphorylation. NCBI's taxonomy places the organism in Eukaryota, Metazoa, Arthropoda, Insecta, Coleoptera, Tenebrionidae. The transcript has 8 exons.